Lutzomyia longipalpis is the source of this 1351-nucleotide messenger RNA. Its product is annotated as arginine/serine-rich coiled-coil protein 2. Bases 47 to 1273 code for a protein of 408 amino acids. The transcript is spliced from 5 exons. The record is from RefSeq and is a predicted model, not a curated record. NCBI's taxonomy places the organism in Eukaryota, Metazoa, Arthropoda, Insecta, Diptera, Psychodidae.
GACGUCAAGAGAAUACUGAAAAAAGAAGAAGAAGAAGAGACACAAUAUGGACUCCAUAGUGAACUAUAGUAGUGAAGAUGAGCCAGAAAUAAUGGAUAAUUGCACCAAGAAGAGGGAUGAUUCAUCAAAGAGUCGCGACGGUGCACGCAGAGGCGACAACCCCUGGAGCAUGUCCGGAAGUCAGGGUGAGGCUACCAAGAGGCCCAAGAAGGACGAUACCAACUAUGAGAGUGUGCAGAUGGACAUGAGUGAGGAGUCAGAGGAGACAUCCUCGCGUGAUGGGAGAGAUGUUCCAAGUCCAAAGGCCAAAAGUCGCUCAAGGGAACGUCGGAGGAGUCGCAGUGCAGACAAUGAGCGCGAAGCUACAAGAUACAAAUCAUCAAAGGAACACCAUCGUUCGUCCAGAGAUUACAGAGAGAAAGACAGAGAUAGGGGAAGAAAACGCGAUAAGGAUAGAGAUCGCGAUCGUAGACACAGGGAUCGUCACAGUGACAGGAAGAAGGAUUCACGACGCGAUCGUGAUCGUGAGAGGCACCGCCGUAGAUCAUCAUCACGUGAACGGCGUCGUAGAUCGAGUUCACGAGAGAGUCGUCGUGAUCGUCGACGUUCCAAGAGUCGCUCACGAUCACACGGGAGAUCACGAAGAUCACCUGAUGGGAAGAAUAAUCCCCAAGCAGUUGCAACUCCCAUCGCAGCAGCAGCUGCAGUAGCAGCCGCACCGACUAUCCCUCCACCUGUUGCACAUGCCCUCCCGUCAUCACCUGGACUCAUCCCAACGGUAUCAGUGCCGGUUAAUAGUGUUGCAGACAUGCGAACGGAGAGGUUUGAUUGGCGGACACAGCAGAGGGUGCAGCAGCUGGAGAAGAUGGGAAUAGAUCUGAAGAAGACGGAAACAGCGGCAAUUGAGCUGCCAAGCUACUACAAUCCCGGCGUUGUUAAUCCAUCGCGCUAUGCGGAACAGAUGCAGAAGCGAAAGCUCCUGUGGAGUCACAAGAAGAGUGACAACGUUGAACAGGCGGCGGCUGCCAAGUGGGAAUCAGCCAAAUUCUCUCAGGAUCAAGAUGGGAAGGUUCAGUCCAAGUUUAUGCGAUUGAUGGGCAUUAAGGAGCCCCCAAAGGCAAGUGGGGCUACUUCGGCAUCCGGUGGGGUGGAUUUGGUGAAGAAGCAGGAAGAACUUUUCUCAACAAUGGAACAACAGUAUGAGGUGGCAAGGCAGGUGACGCACACAAUGCGUGGCGUUGGUUUUGGCUUCUCAUCCCAGCGUCCCUUCUAAACUAUAUAAGUGUCGUCCCCAUUAUUUAGCAAUACAAUGGAAAGAAAAAGAAAAAGAAAAUAUAUAUUCCUAAAUUCA